Molecule: messenger RNA, 2169 nt
Organism: Conger conger (European conger)
Lineage: Eukaryota; Metazoa; Chordata; Actinopteri; Anguilliformes; Congridae
Product: interleukin-18 receptor accessory protein-like
Exons: 8
Coding region: 12-1448 (478 amino acids)
Biological process (GO): interleukin-18-mediated signaling pathway
Molecular function (GO): interleukin-18 receptor activity
Source: RefSeq, a predicted model, not a curated record
UGGAUGGAUGGAUGGAUUUUAGUUUCAUGCACUUGCACAGUGCUAUACACAGGAGUGCAGGAGUGUUGGCUGUUGGUUGGGGCGGAGAUGGUGCGUUGCACUUCCUGGUUGAUACAGAGGUGGUACAGAGGAAUGAGACUGUGUGCCAUGACGAUUGGCAGAGCGAGGUGACCCUGUUUAUUGAACAGGGGAGCACAAUCACCUGUCCAGAUGUGAGGUGCUAUACAUCAGCUCCAAUAGAAGCCAUCAGGUGGUACAAGAAUAAUUUCUCCAGCAGGAAGUCGGACCUGCGUCCGGGUGGCCGGCUCUUUCUAGGAAACAUCAAUGAGGACGAAAAGGCAAAUGUCACCUGCGACCUCAGCUAUGUGGAAGAGCUGCACUGGACCUUCAGAAGGACUGUCAGAGUUAAAGCUAUACCGCCGGACACCAAGUCCCUGCCCUACAUCCUGUAUCCCCACGGUAACAAGACAGAGGAAGUGGAGCUGGGAAAGCGUCAUACACUCACCUGUAAGGUACAAUUCGGUUAUGAGAGGAACUCCAGUGCAAUGGUCAGAUGGUGGGUCAGAUACCAUGACAACGGCAGCAUUGGAGCUUUGGAGAUGGACCGUCCCAAGAUAGUGCAUCCCUACAUCUGGGAAAGUACCACCAAUUACAGUGCACACCUGCAGCAAGUGACCCAGAGGCACCUGGAAGCAACAUUCACCUGCUGGGCACAGAACUCCAGAGGCAAUGCCAGUGGUACCAUCAGACUACAGAGAAGACCUGAAGUGGCUGGACUCUUACUCAUUAUUGUGGGGCCUGCUGUCACAGUGGUGCUCAUAAGUGGAAUCAGCAUAUUAGUGCGGAUUUAUUGGCUGGAGAUUUACCUUUUGUACAGAACCUACUUCUCACUGGAAGAAACAGCCUCAGCAGGAAAGGAGUAUGACGCCUUUGUGUCGUAUGUGAGUGACUCUUCCUCAGAGGAGGAACACAGCACACAGACAGGGGAGACCCUGGGAAUGCACCACCUGCCCAAUGUGCUGGAGAAACAGUAUGGCUACAGGCUGUGUCUGCAGCAGAGAGACCUGGCACCUGGAGGAGUGUACACAGAGGACGUGGUGUGGGCGAUGCAGAGGAGCAGGAGAGUGAUCUGUGUGCUGAGCUCCUGUUACCUGCGCAGCAGCUGCCUGUUUGAGCUGGAGACCAGCCUGGAAGCCCUGCAGCAGGACAGAGGCCUCCGGCUCAUCCUGGUGUGGAGCAGCCCGGCACCUCCCUGCCUCAAAGGCCUGCCCCUGCCCCCCACCAUCAGGCGGGUCCUGAGAGUGCUCCCUGCGCUCCACUGGAGCCCUUCCCAGCUCAGGCCCUCCCAGGGACCCUUCUGGAAGGCCCUAAAGCGGGCCAUGCCGAUCAGCCCCCUGCCACCGCCAUCAAGCUCUGCACCGAAGGGUGGGCUACCUGGGGAGACAUAGCUGUGUGCUAUCACACCUCCAUCCAUCUACACACACAUUCAUUCAUUCAUUCAUUAUCUUAACCCGCUUAUCCUGAACAGGGUCGCAGGGGGGCUGGAGCCUAUCCCAGCAUACAUUGGGUGAAAGGCAGGAAUACACCCUGGACAGGUCGCCAGUCCAUUGCAGGGCACACACACCAUUCACUCACACACUCAUACCUACGGGCAAUUUAGACUCUCCAAUCACCCUAACCUGCAUGUCUUUAGACUGUGGGAGGAAACCGGAGUACCUGGAGGAAACCCACGCAGACACGGGGAGAACAAGCAAACUCCGCACAGCCGGACGGGGAUUCGAACCCAGGACGUCCUUGCUGUGAGGCGGCAGUGCUACCCACUGCACCAUCCAUGCCACCUCUACACACACAUGAUCUGUCUAUACAAUCAUAAAAACUGUUAUCAUUGAGUCAUUUAUCCAUGUAUUUAUUUGGAAUUUUAGGUAAAUAGCAGUGCACCGACUCUUGAUUGUAAAUCAUGUGCCGUCUUGUGUUUUGUGAAAAGGAAAAAAUGAAUGGGCUCUCUCUGUUGUUACAAGGUGAAGAUGGAGUGACCUUUGGAUAAGAUGGUCUGCUAAUGGCAAUGAAGGACAGGUUUAGCUCCUGUGACUAAAAGCAGCCACUUCAGGAAGGCAUUAUUUAAAAUGUGUGAAGUUUCCAAAGUGUCUGUCUUCAAUGGAACGCUUUUUA